AUGGAUUUCAUGGACAGGCUCUACGAUCCAGAUGCAGGCUACCUCUUCUACUUCAACACUGCCUUACUUCAUGAGACCAGAAGCUCGAGCUGGUAUAGCGCUGGUCUCCUCGCCCGGAACGAAAACGAUGAUCGCGAACAAGCCAUCAAAAUCAUCAACAAUAUCAUCGCACCCCAAUUCCAGAACGCCAGCCAGCAAUGGUACGGAGACUACCAGGUGUAUCCAGAACAGCCGACACCAGGCACCGAAGCCUAUCCCGACGUCAUCUACAAUUCCUGGGAUCCCAACUGGCGCGGCUUUAUCGGCACGGCGUUCAUCGUGAUCCUGGAGGAAUUCAGUCACUUGCUUCCACCAGCGUUGCAAGUCCGCAUGGUCAGGAGUCUGCAUUUGGAUGCGAUUGGUGACACGUACCGCGUCGGAGGCGUGGCAGGUGAUAAUCUCUAUUCGAGCUAUAGCAAUGCCGCUCUCAUGCAUACCGUCCUGUCCGCUUGGGUGGGAUACAAGACCGGAGACGCCAAUCUGACGGCCGAAGGAGAGACGUGGGCCAGGGAGAUCGUCGAGCUCUUCGAUCGCAAUUCCACGCUCUCCGAAUUCAACAGUCCGACUUACCUGGGUGUUUCGCUCUUCGCUCUGACGCUGUGGGACCGGUAUCUCCCACCCAAUUCGACCCUAGCUGCGAAUGGAGGGAGGAUGAUCAGUGCCAUUUGGGACCUUGUGGGGGAGAUGUAUAAUGCCAAUAUGAAGAAUCUGGCGGGACCGUGGGAUCGUAGUUAUGGAUACGAUAUGAAUCGAUAUCUCUCGGUCAUGGGCCUGUGGAUUUGGUCUUUUGUCGGACUGGAUCGGGCGCCGGUGUAUAAGAAGCCUUGGGCCGUGGUGAGUGAGGUUUCGCGGAGUCUUGGAUGGUCUCGAAAGCUGCUCAUUCCCGUGCACAGGCUCAUGUCGAUGACCUCGAGAUUGGACCACUCAUUGCCAUCCUCUCCCCGUACCAUGAACGCUUCAUUGGCUCCAAUGCUCUGAAAGCCUUCACUUCGUUUCCCGGAACACACGUCGUUCACUCGUCGGCAUAUUCUCCAGCAUACGACCAUUCCCAGCGUAACACGACGACCUUUCUGUCCGCUAACCUGACGAUUGGGGUAGAGUCUUUUGAUGAGAACGUGGUCGGGGGACCAAACAUCAACCAAGCAUCAUUCAAUCCGAUGGUGAUCCAAUGGCUGAAGAAUGACGGCAAGACGGGUUUCAUCACCCUCUAUCCGGAAGUGGAAGCAAUGCAGGCGAGGGUGAUACCGGACGAUAGCGGGACAAGGGCGAGAGUGAGCCUGACCUACCCGUAUGGAAACGAGACUAGCCGCUUCACAUUCCAUGUGGACUCCAAUGGGCUCGCCGGUCCCAGAGACGUAGCAUCUUGGGCAGACAUCGAGGGGAUCCGAGUGAGCGUCUCGAAUGAAUCGACGGUGGAUUUGGUACCGAGCGCGAGCUUUUGUGGGUUAGUAGGAGGAGCAUGCGACACGAUCAAGUAAGUGUUGUCGUUGAUUCGCUUCUUCGGAUGCCGACCGACCAGCCAAAUGCUGACAGGCUUUUGUUGUCGGUAGCGAGUUUGACUUCUGGAAUUUCACGUAUGCGAUGCCGGCUGGGAGUCCCGCCGUUGCUCGUAUCGUCCUCGAUUUGGAGAUGGUGUAG
Lecanosticta acicola is the source of this 1677-nucleotide messenger RNA. The record is from the annotation of a GenBank genome assembly. Lineage: Eukaryota; Fungi; Ascomycota; Dothideomycetes; Mycosphaerellales; Mycosphaerellaceae.